Cladocopium goreaui is the source of this 1043-nucleotide messenger RNA. The record is from the annotation of a GenBank genome assembly. NCBI's taxonomy places the organism in Eukaryota, Dinophyceae, Suessiales, Symbiodiniaceae.
AUGGCUGCCACGUCAUCCCGAUCACCCGAUCGCGAGAAGGUGGAGAUGCAAGAUGUGGUCUUGGACUUCGACGUGGCCCGCCAGCUGCGGCGCCGGUCUUUGGCGCGGCAGGUGGCGCUGCCGCUGGGCACGCGGCCGUCGAAUCCGCAGCAGAACGCGCAGCUCGGGGCACCCUUUGCCUACGACCCUGCCCUGGAUGCAGAUGCAGCGCACAACUCCAAGGAGGCAGCUGCGGUUCAAGCAGACCUGACAGCCCGUGGUUAUUUCGUGGUCAGCGCCUUGAGACAUGGCUUCGACUUUGUGGUCUAUGAGGGUGACCCUGCCAGACAUCACGGAUCUUAUUUCGUGGUGGUUCUUCAAGGGGACAAAGACAUUUCCCCACGGCAGUUGGUGCUCUGGCAUCGCUUGGCUGCUUCAGCGCACAAAUCCAUCCUGUUGAGCGCCGUGGAGGGCGAAAGCGGAGCUUCUGUCCGUGCCUUGGGCGAAGAAGAUUCGAGAAAGGAGGGGCGACAGCAAUUCAAAAUGCUGGUGGAAGUAGAGUUGAGUAAUCAGCAUGUAGUGAAGAUGAGUGGCAGGCCUUCUCCGGAUCGAUAUCGAAGCCUUCGCAGGCAGGAAGCAACUGAUCAAAGCCUUCAGAGGCAGGAAGCAACUGAGGACAGCGACUCCGGAUCCGGAUACUCCGGUGAUGACAAGCGAUGGUCGGCGGGUCGUCCACGAAAGAGAUGCAGGUUCCAACUGAUUGUUCCCACCGUUCUCAUGGGCGUUUGCUGCGUGGGCAUCUUUCUAAUGUCGUGGAAGGUGCAGGAGCACCUUCAUCCCCUCGGUGGAAUUGCGAACCCCCAGGCUGAGAACAAUGCUGAGUCGGAUUUCGACGCGCCAAAAGAGGUGUUGGAGUUGCAGGAACUGCCCCCACCGGGAUGCCCCAAUAUCUGUGGGACCUUUGUUCCGUGCAUAGCCGGACUGACGAAGGCCACAACGACCACCGUCACGACGACCACCACCUCUUCGACGUCCUCGACCAGCACGACGACCAGCAGUUCUUC